Molecule: messenger RNA, 762 nt
Organism: Penaeus indicus
Lineage: Eukaryota; Metazoa; Arthropoda; Malacostraca; Decapoda; Penaeidae
Product: transcription factor HES-4-like
Exons: 3
Biological process (GO): regulation of transcription by RNA polymerase II; regulation of neurogenesis; anterior/posterior pattern specification
Cellular component (GO): nucleus
Molecular function (GO): RNA polymerase II cis-regulatory region sequence-specific DNA binding; DNA-binding transcription factor activity, RNA polymerase II-specific; protein dimerization activity
Source: RefSeq, a predicted model, not a curated record
AUGGUGAUAUUAGUAAGAGAACGUGAAACCCAACGAAGACUCCGCUCAGUAACAAAGGAAGUAUGCACUACUGUGAGCAACAAACCGCUGAUGGAGAAGAAGCGGCGCCAGAGGAUCAACCGCUGCCUCAACGACCUCAAGACGCUGGUGUUGGAGGCCCUCAAGAAGGAUCCCUCCCGCUACAGCAAGCUCGAGAAGGCCGACAUCCUGGAGAUGACGGUGCGCCACGUGCAGGCGCUUCAUCGGCACGACCUCGCGGGCGUGCGUGGGCGUGUGGCGGGCGGCGACGAGAAGGGCAAAUACCGGGCGGGAUUCACGCAGUGCGCUGUGGAGGUGACGCGCUACUUGGCCAACAUGGGCGGCAGCGUUCCUCAUGACCUCCAGACCAAGGUCAUCGCUCACCUCAACUCCGUGACCAAGAGUCUCAUGGGUCAGGCCUCCGGAGUGCCUGUGGGGAGCGGGUUGUCCUCCGGCAGCUCUAGCGUCGUCGUGAGCGGGGGCGUUGUCACCCUCACGCCCCCUGCCCCUUCGUCCUCCACGUCUUCCUCCUUGGCCCCUCUCGCGCCGCCCCUCGUCGUCACCACCGUCGCAGACUCGAGCACGACCUUGGCUGGACUCCCGGAGCGGUGUUCGGGCGCGUCGGGCGAGAUGCCCUUCCGGCGUCUGAGCGAGUCGGCUCUCAUGGAUGCCACGCCCUCGCAGGGCCCCGUCACUGUGGGCGCCGGCGUGACCCUCGUGCCCGCUCGGCUGGCGUCGGGUCAA